Molecule: messenger RNA, 75 nt
Organism: Spirodela intermedia
Lineage: Eukaryota; Viridiplantae; Streptophyta; Magnoliopsida; Alismatales; Araceae
Source: the annotation of a GenBank genome assembly
AUGAAACCGAACGACAAAACUGAAAAAAAACAAGGAAUAAUUUGUCUGUAUUUAAAAUUAGUUAGAUGCAUAUAA